AUGAGAGAAUCUCGACGCAGCUUCCUCGUUCCUGCAGUGUGCCUAAAAGUGAGAAUUCCUUGCGGCAAAGAUGAGAUGGGAAAUCUGUUAUCUCGGUCUCGCAACCGCAGCAAAAGUGGAAGCAGCACAGGCGCACGGGACUCUGGCGCGGGCUCGGUAAGCCGUGCCUCGCCAAGCUUGCUUUCGUCUUCGUUUCACAAAUCUACAGGCGGAGGCGCAGGAGGCAUGUCGUCCAGUAGCAGCUGGGUUGACAAGAGGAAAAAGUACGGAUAUAUCCCUGAUACCUUCACCUCCAUCGAUCAGCUUGAAUCAGACUUUGAAGAUGACGACAUAACCAACUUGGAAAAUAUCAAAUUACCAACAACCAAAAGGGUGACGGCGGCCUUGAGAGAAGCUGGUUUGGAGUCAUCUAAUUUAAUUGUUGGAAUUGACUUUACAAAAAGUAAUGAAUGGACAGGGAAAGUUUCAUUCAACAACCGCAGCCUGCAUGCAGUUGGUGAUGUGCCUAAUCCAUAUGAGAAAGCAAUAGCCAUCAUUGGGAAGACUUUGGCCCCUUUUGAUGAAGACAAUUUGAUACCUUGUUUCGGGUUUGGGGAUGCAACUACACAUGAUCAGGAGGUGUUUAGCUUUCACAAUGAUCACUCUCCUUGCAAUGGUUUUGAAGAAGUUUUGGCUUGCUAUAAAAGAAUAGUUCCAAAUUUACGAUUAUCUGGACCAACAUCUUAUGGACCAGUGGUGGAUGCUGCAGUUGAUAUAGUGGAAAGAAAUGGUGGACAAUACCAUGUUCUAGUGAUUAUAGCUGAUGGCCAAGUUUCAAGAAGUGUAAAUACGAAUGAAGAGGAACUCAGUACCCAGGAAGAGAAAACAAUUAACUCAAUUGUAAACGCAAGUUUUUAUCCUCUCUCAAUUGUUCUUGUUGGCGUUGGUGAUGGUCCCUGGGAAGAUAUGAAAAAAUUUGAUGACAAAAUUCCUGCUCGUGAAUUUGACAAUUUCCAGUUUGUAAAUUUCACGGCUAUCAUGUCCAAGAACUCAUCACCGUCUGGAAGAGAGACAGCCUUUGCCCUUGCCGCACUCAUGGAGAUUCCCAUCCAAUAUAAAGCAACAAAAGAAUUUGGUAUAUUAGGACGAGUGACCGGUAAAGCAAAGAAAGUAGUUCCUCGACCUCCACCUGUACUGUACACUCGCCAAACUGGAUUUCCAGCACGAGAGCCCAGCACUGUUUCUGCUAUGCAAGAUGACCAAAAUCAGGUCUGUCCAGUUUGCCUAACCAAUGGAAAAGACAUGGCUUUUGGUUGCGGACACAUGUUUGUCGACGACGUAUCACAAGCCGACUCAGGCUAUACACUUGACAAUAGCCAUUUCCAG
Striga asiatica is the source of this 1365-nucleotide messenger RNA. The record is from the annotation of a GenBank genome assembly. Lineage: Eukaryota; Viridiplantae; Streptophyta; Magnoliopsida; Lamiales; Orobanchaceae.